GCCGGCGGGAAGUUUGUAAACCUUGAGCAUUGGGAUCACUCAGCACUGCUCAGCCAGCUUUGAGCAUGGCUGAAUUGGAUGCUUUAAUUGAUCAGUGCCCACUUCUGCUGCCUCAAAACAGGGAGAAGACUGUGUACGAUGGCUUUAUUACCGUUAAGGAAAAGGACUUUCGCAUAAGAAUAUUGUUACCCAACGAGAAACAUCUAAGGCAUGCAAGACUCCAGUGCAGCUGGCAGUUAAAACGGGUCUUGCGUGGCUACCAGCAUGUUGUGAAACAGAGACUGCAACACUCCUCUGACCUGGUCAGCUUCAUCCUGGAGUUUAAGACUGUUUUGGAAAUUGCACUGAGGAAUAAGUUUGAUCUGCAUGCACCACCUCCUCCACAGUACUACACGCAACUUAUCAAAGAAAUUGAAACCUUGGGAUGGGAUAAACUUGCUUAUAUGGAUCCAGAGUUCAGGACCAUUAAGUUGAAGACUGAAGAUUCAGUGGGUCGAGAACACAUGAUCGCAAUUAAAUUAAAAUCAAAGUAUCCAGCUGAACCACCUGAUUGCUUGACAGAUUUUCCUGUUCCGUUUGUCAUUUCAUGGACACAACAGAGCUCACUGAUGAACCUUCACAGUCAGUUUCUGGCAGCCUUGGAGUCAUUGAAGGAAUUCUGGGAUAUCAUGGAUGAGCUAGAUGAGAAGACCUGGGUGCUGGAUCCUGAAAAGCCCACACGUAGCGCCAUGAUGCGGAGAAUUGCCAUAGGCAACAACGUUUCAAUAAACUUGGUGGUCGACCCGAGACAUCCUAAAAUGUUGCCGGAGUGCUGCUUCCUCGGUGCCGAUCAUGUGGUGACUCCCCUACGGAAUAAGCUGAACACUAAUAUGCAUCUUUGGAAUCCAGAGUGCAGUGUCCUGCAGAACCUGAGGGAGGUGCUGGAGAUCGACUUCCCGUCUCACGCCACUCACGAGAAGUCUAGUUUCAGUGUGGAGUGUGGCAUUUGCUAUGCCUACCGGCUAGCUUCCUCCAUCCCUGAUCAGGUGUGUGACGACCCCCGAUGUGGGCAGCCGUUCCAUCAAGAAUGUCUUUUGGAGUGGUUACGAGGGCUGCCUUCCUGUAGGCAAAGCUUCAACAUCAUCUUUGGAGAAUGUCCAUACUGUAGCAAGCCCAUUACGGUUAAGAUGACACUGAAGAAAUCCUGAUUGCUAAAGAUUCUGAAGAGGGAAG
This is a messenger RNA of Callorhinchus milii (elephant shark), 1212 nucleotides long. RefSeq names its product FA complementation group L (gene fancl). Gene Ontology annotation, molecular function: ubiquitin protein ligase activity. The record is from RefSeq and is a predicted model, not a curated record. Lineage: Eukaryota; Metazoa; Chordata; Chondrichthyes; Chimaeriformes; Callorhinchidae. The transcript is spliced from 15 exons. Gene Ontology annotation, cellular component: Fanconi anaemia nuclear complex; nucleus. Bases 66 to 1187 code for a protein of 373 amino acids. Gene Ontology annotation, biological process: protein monoubiquitination; interstrand cross-link repair.